Messenger RNA from Penaeus indicus, 4179 nucleotides. It is a transcript of the gene senju, whose product is annotated as UDP-galactose transporter senju-like. Gene Ontology annotation, molecular function: UDP-galactose transmembrane transporter activity. Gene Ontology annotation, biological process: pyrimidine nucleotide-sugar transmembrane transport. Lineage: Eukaryota; Metazoa; Arthropoda; Malacostraca; Decapoda; Penaeidae. The transcript is spliced from 6 exons. Gene Ontology annotation, cellular component: Golgi membrane. The record is from RefSeq and is a predicted model, not a curated record. The coding region runs from base 81 to 980 and encodes 299 amino acids.
GUGGAGAGAGAAGUGGAGAGAGAGGUAGAGAGAGAGGGAGAGAAAUGCAGAUAAUUAGGGCCUUAGAUAGUUUGUAAUAUAUGUUAUUCAUUUGUUUCAGAAACAAAGCUUCACAACUUUUUGCUGAGAUGAGCCAACACACAAGAGUUUUGGCCCUGUACAUGGUGCCGGCACUUCUGUACUGCCUCUACAACAAUUUGGCUUUUGUCAACCUCGCUGCCUAUGAUCCUACCACGUAUUUCCUGCUUCUGCAACUGAGGGUCGUUGUGACUGGCAUCGUCUUCCAGGUUUUGUUCAAGAAGCAACUUAGCAAAUGGCAGUGGGUGUCCCUCUUCAUCCUGACACUUGGCUGUAUUGUGAAGCAGUUGAAUAUCACCGAGAAAAGUGCUCCAGCUGUAACAUCACCAAAGACAGAUGACAUUACAAGCCACAUGGUCUCCUCCUUGUUUUCAGUUCACACGGGGCUUGUACUGCUGCAGGUUUUAUGUUCUUGUCUGGCUGGAGUCUACAAUGAGAAGUUGCUAAAGGACAUUGGUGCAGAAGUUCACAUUAUGGUGCAAAAUGUGUUCAUGUAUGUUGAUUCAAUACUCUGCAAUGCUGCGGUUCUUCUUAUGAGAGGGGAACUGGGAUCUGCAUUUACAGUUUCAGCACUUUCCCAGAUCUGGCAGCCGGCUGUGAUUGUAAUCAUCAUAAACAACGCAGCUGUAGGAAUUGUCACCAGCUUCUUCCUGAGAAACUUGAACUCCAUACUGAAGACCUUUGCAUCUGCCCUCGAGUUAAUGUUCACUGCUGUGUUGUCUUGGCUCAUCUUUGGAAUUGCUAUUGGCUGGUGGACUGUGCUCGCUAUAGCAUUGGUCACGUAUGCUUCCUGGAUGUAUGCGCAGAACCCAGUCAUCAAUAGAGGGCGUCUGGAUCAGCUGGAAGGUAGUCAGACAUCAGAGGAAGUAAGACUGGUGUCAAGUGAGACAACAGAAGUGUGAGAGAGUAUUUGGAGAUGAAAUAGAGAGGCUUGUGAUUAUUGAAUAUAUAUCAUCUUAUAUGUUGAUGAAGGUUUAGCCUUUUUCUUCAGUGCUCUCAGUAUUAUUUUGUAUGUUUUGGAAGUGACCGUUGAGUUUCAGUUGGGUAACUGAUAGAAUUUGCCUUUAAUAAAUUUGCAGUAUUAGGGGAGUCCUAGAAAUGUUCAAUUCAUUAAAUGCUGUUUGAGUCUUGUAGCUAGAGGUAGCUACAUAUAUGCUAAAAUCCCAGAAGGUAUAUAAUAUGUAUAUAUUUGUUUUCUUACUAUCAUGUUAGUGAAAGUAAUAUUUGAAAUUAUUCUCUUUGGAAUUCUAGUCAUAAAUAUUUAGUCAGCAUAUUCAGAGGGUGACAAGAUUUAUCAAUUAUGUCUCAGUAAUUUAUUUUUUUUCUUUAAUAUUGCUUGACUGCAAGAAAAAGUAUCAAGUAUUUGCUCAUCCCUCUCUAGCCAAAGAGGUCCUAGGAUGACAUUUAGAAGAGAUAAAUGUAGCUAUGAAGUACUUAGAAACUUUUCAUAGAGCCUGUAUAUUAGAGCUCUGUACACUGCUACAUGUUCUGACAAUCCUUGUAAUGUCGUGAAUAUGGUUUUGCAUUUUGAAUUGCAGAAAUAUUGAAAGUGAUCCUGUGUGUUUGCACGUGCUAUUGCAUCUGGGUCAUAAUCUGUGAUCCAGGUUUCUUUUCCCUGGUACUACUGCCAGGCAUUUGCUCUAAGCGCACAGGGCCAGAUGACAGUUCUGAGCAGCUCUCUGCACAAAUGCAUCUCGUAAUCAUUUUUUGUUAUGAGUUAUUGAUAACUGAAAAGUAUUUGGUUAAAGUAUGAGUAAAUAUUUUUGUUAUUGGAAGACAUGUUAUAUAUAAAACGUGACUGUGUUUGAGUUCAAACUAAGGAGGUUGAAUUUUAAUUUUGUUAUAUUUAAUUCAUAAUGUUAAGAUAUUAUGGUUUCUAUACUAUAUCUUAUUUUAACUGAACUGUGCCAUUUCUACUUUAAUCAAAGAGAAGAUACCAAAAAUACAGUAAUAAGAAUAUCUAUGUGUAAUACCAUUGUGUAAAAAUAUGCAUCACAGAAAGAUUUGUUUGAUAUCCAAAUCCUUUUGAAUCUGUUUGUAAGUGUUUUGGUAGAUAUGCUAUAUUCUGUCUCUCUUCUGUUCCUGAGGUAAAGAUGCAAGAUAUACUGCAAUGAAGGGUUCUAAUGCUCAUCUCAGACAAUCUGUGGCCUAAAUUGAGGGACUGAUUUGUAACCUUUUUUUCUGCAAGUAUUAGCAAUCUUUUGUGCUAUACAGGGGCUAUUGAUUUUUAUUUAGGGGUUCAGACCUGUAAUUUGCCAAAAAAUGUGGAAAUUUUCAUCCCUUCUUUGCUAAAAGAGGGAAUAAAUUAGCUGACAGAAAGAAUAGCCCUCUGGUUUUAUAUUUUGGAGGAAAAAGGCCUCUUGUUUACUGACAUGGGGGGCAAAUUUCUUCCUAUAUCUGCUGGGCAAGGUAAAUGUUUGUCAUUUUUGGUAAGAUGGCGCCUUCAGCCUGAAUAAUGCGGUUGCUUAAUCAGUGGUGUUAUUUUGAAUUUGUGUGAAAUUCAAUGACAAGAAAGUUAUUUAUUAAAUAUGUUAGCAGUGUAAAACAGAUUGUUGCGCCUGCUAUAAAUGCCUGUUUCAAAUUCCUUAAGCCUCCAUUGGUAGAAUGAGUUAUGAAGUACAGUAAAAUGUUGAAUGGUCAAUAGUAGUUUGUAUGUUAUCUAAUGAACCAUGGCUUUAUUGGUGUAUUCUUGAAGAAAUCUGAGGAGAAUUAAACAUGACUAACGUUUACAUCAUUUCAAUCCUCUAAUUAAAAUAACUGAACUUCAAAUCUAAUCAACUGAAAUUUGAUUUAGAACAUCGGAACUUCAGUUUGUAACAUCUGAAGUAUAUGUUAAUAUUUGUUCUUGGUUAUUUGAGUUGAAACUUAUGAUAUUUAGGAAAACCAUUAUCAUCACUAUAAAAAAAAUAAGUGAACUUGCAGAUUUGGAUGAAAGUACUUUCCUGCAACACAUGAAAGUGUGUUAUUAUGAUGAGAUCAUAAUAACAGGGAAGAGAAAUUAUACUAAAAAGAAUAACAUAAACUAAUAAGUGCAACUGAUGAUAAGUAUUAUCAGAAAAUCCAUAUUUUAUUCACAAACAAAUAAAAUAUUUACUCAUUUUCUCAUAGUACACUACUUUAUUUUAUUUUUAUUAGUUUUUUGCCACAUCAUAGAUCUAUAUUUUGUAGACAUGCAGUAGACUCUUCUUUAAUAUAUAUUUUGUGUAAUAAAAGUAAUGCUUAUUUACAUGUGCAUGCAGGUAGAGCUAUUUCAUUUCCCAUAUGUAAACAUAUUUCAUGUAAAUAUUCUAUGUCUUUCUCCUUGAUAGCAAUCAUUUGAUUCAGUCCAUUCCAUAUAUUUAUUAUUUGCAUUCUGUGAAGACAUUUUCAUUCUGUACAAUGUUUUUCAAUUGUAAACUUACAACAUAUACCCAUGAUAAUUGUGUCAAGUAUGGACAUUUCUUUACCAUGCAAUGUUAUUAGGUUUUGCCUUCUGCCCGCUUGAGGAAUGGGUGUUUUACAUGACCAGAAAAGUUCAUUAUUUGUGAUUAUCUAUGUAGUCAUUAUGUUGUAUGUACCUGUUUAUCACUAACAGUAUUUAUGCUGGAAGUUGGCUACAUAGUAUUCAAGAAAACUUCAUCCAGUGAGUAUGUAACAUCCUGUGAGGUAUUUCUAGGUGAAUUAAUAAACAAUAUACCGUAAUCUUAUGAAGUAUCCAUUUACUUGUCAUAUGUGAAAUGUUGAUCCUUUAAUAUACUUGAAUUACAUGUUUUGUGUUGUGGUGAUAUGGGGUAUGUAUAUUGAAAGACUAGGGUUCUGUGAGGGAAAAUCAUUUUCAGUAUGGUAUGUAUUCAAGAACAUUAUGUGAAGUUAGUCAGGUCAAUAUCUGAAAAUUGCUAGAGUUCAUCUGAAUGACAUGAGUAAGUACAGCUUACUUAAUCGCCACGGAUGUGUUAUACAGUAUGUGAUUAAUGACUGUGCUACUUUAAUUAACAAGAUACAUAAAUUAAGAAAUACAGAAAUACUUAGUGCAGUGUUGCCAAGUGAUGUAAUGAUUCUAAUUUGAUGAAGGUGCUUCACAAGCAAUAGAUAAUAAAAUAGAUAAUAAACUAUUACAGUUAU